AUGUAUACUUAUUACAUAUAUUAAUUUAUUUUAUGUCGAGAUCAUCAUCCAGAAGAAAUAGUUAAGCAAUUGGUUCUCUCAUUAAUUACGCAAACUCUGAUGAUACUUAUAAUGUCAAAGCAAUCCUUUAUGAAAAUCACAAUCAAAAUUUGUUAAUCCUUAAAACCCAAAAACUAUAUACCUGUAUAAGAUUUGAUAAUAAAAGUAAUUCAUCUUUCUUGUUACAACAACAAUGAACAAUUAAGUGAAUUGUAUUUUUAAUACAUUUAAGCAUAAAUAGAUAAAAACAUUCAUACAAAACAAGAAGUUGAACAAUGGGUUAAUUAACAAAAUGAUGAAGGGUUCACAGCAUUACAUCUGGCAGCUUAUCGAGGAUCAUUAGUAUUUUCAUACAUAAUAAUAGAAAACCAUUAAAUUGCUUGAAUAAUACGGAGCAGAUUACCGAAUUAAGAACGAUAAUAGUAAUCAUAACUUAUUAUUAAAGAGUUAACUGUCUUGCAUACGGCAUCAUAAGGUGAUUGUCCAUUGACUGUAUAUUAUUAUCUCCAGAAAGGGAUAGAUAUUAAUAUAGUGGAUGACAAAGGCUCCUCUCCUCUUCAUUGGGCUGCUUAUUCAGGAGCGUAUAAUGCAGUAAAUUUCUUGAUUUCAUUGAAUGCUAAUUUGGAUCUUUAAGAUACAGAUACUAAUGUUACUCCGUUACAUCUUGCGACUAUGCAAGCUAAUUCUAGAAUAGUCCGAAAACUUUUAAUGAAAGGAGCUGAUCGUUCAAUUAAAGAUUCCAAUGGUAAAACAGCUCUGGAUUUAGCAAUAGAAAGUGAUUUCAAAACAAUUGAAACUAUGAUUGUAGAUAUUCUUAUUAAUUCUAGAGAGAUAAAAAUGAUAUACUAAUUUUUUGCAAUGUUCGAUAACCAUUUAGACCAGUGAAACAAAAAAGGAAUAGUUAAAUUGCUUUCCUUUCCAUGUAUAUGACUUGCUUUAUUUGUACUAUAGUAUUCACUUUUCCAUGUAAUUGAUUAAUUUCUAUAAUGUUUAGUUGUAACUAGCACAAUUUGGAUGUGGAUAUUCUUUACUUUAACUAGUAUUACUGUUGUAUUUUUCUUUAUUUCAUGUGCCAAAGAUGCUGGAGUAGUGAAAUUAGACUAAAAAUUAAAUAUGCUCUAAAUAUUAGAAAGAUAUGAUUGUUCAAAUAUUUGUGCAGAUUGUAAGGUAUAUAUACAAACACUAAUAGUAGUUAGUCAGACCUAAGCGAUCCAAGCAUUGUGAUGUUUGUUAAUAAUGUGUUAUGGUAUAUGACCAUCAUUGUCCUUGGAUAAAUAAUUGUGUUGGAGCAAAGUAAUAUAUUACAUUACAUUAGGAAUCAUUUUGUGUUUUAUUUUUUCAUUAUAAGUUUGUUCUCUGAAUUCAUUUUACAAUUAUUCAUGCAAUUUUCUCAUUAUCAUUCAAAUACUAUCCAGAGAUGGUUUACUUAGACCGAAGAUUGGAUGUUCAUUGGAAAAAAGUUUACUUUUUAUUAUGUCAUCAUUUAUUGUCUACUAUUUAUUGUACCUUUGGGGUAAUUUAAAUUUAUAAUUAAGAAUUCUCAUCUAAAUUUAAACAAUAAAUCUAUUGACAGGCCAAACAACAUUUGAAAGACAUAGUUUAGGAGCACAAGAUGCAAAAAAUGAAAAAUCUAAUGAAAAAAGUGCGAUUAAUAGAAGUGAAGAUCAAUCAAUGGAGUCCACAGAAUAAGGAUAAGGCGGAACAUAAUAAUCGAAUCACGAUCAAUAAUUAAAAAUGGAGUAAUCACAUUUGAGUUUAGGAAACUGUUUUGAAAUGUGCUUUGUAAAUAAAAAGAAAAAAGAAUAUAGUAGUGAAUUGGCAACAGAAUUUAUUGAACUCUGA
Paramecium octaurelia is the source of this 1881-nucleotide messenger RNA. Lineage: Eukaryota; Ciliophora; Oligohymenophorea; Peniculida; Parameciidae. The record is from the annotation of a GenBank genome assembly.